GAAAUACGUACGACAGGUCGAUUAUAGUUGAUGGAGAAGAGGCGUCUCUCGUGGUGUUCGAUAUAUGGGAGCAGGAUGACAGCCAGUGGCUUCAGAACCACUGUAUGAAGAUGGGAGAUGCCUAUAUUAUUGUAUAUUCAGUGACAGACAAAGUCAGCUUUGAAAAGGCCUCUGAGCUAAGAAUCCAGCUAAGAAGAGCAAGGCAAACAGAAGACAUUCCUAUUAUUCUUGUGGGCAAUAAAAGCGACCUGGUCAGAUCCCGGGAAGUCUCGGUUGAUGAGGGACGGGCCUGUGCUGUUGUGUUUGACUGCAAAUUCAUCGAGACCUCAGCUGCUCUUCAUCAUAAUGUCAAGGACCUGUUUGAAGGUAUUGUUCGACAAAUUAGACUUCGCAAAGACAGUAAGGAAGACAACGCUCGGAGAAUGGCCAACACAAAAAGAAGAGAAAGCAUAGGCAAAAAGGCAAAGCGAUUCCUGGGGAGAAUUGUGGCAAAGAACAACAAGAAGAUGGCUUUCAAAGCAAAAUCAAAGUCUUGCCAUGACCUAUCUGUGCUUUAGGAGGUUUCAGCAAGGCCAGCUUGUUGCAUGUGGGUGAUGAACAAGCAAUUGACUGUUCAAGAACUGUACAGAUGAUCCUUAUGGUGAUAACAAGAAUGACUUACAGUUGAGACUCUGUUAAUGCCUUAAGGUGUGCAAGCAAGUCUGGAAGUUACAGUACAGUGUCUGCUUCAUUGAUAAAUGGUUUAAGUUCCAAUUUGUGCAAGCGAAUGAACUAACUUUAAGUGGCUUGACAUGCCCACAUUUUCACUGUGUAUAUAUGUUAUAUAUCUUCUUGUCCUGUGGAUACCAGAGAUGUAAAGAUAAGAAGGGAUGAUAAGUAUCACCAUAGAUGUGUCUCGUUUGCAGAGCAAAACUUCAACUUGUACGCAGGCUCGUACACUCUUUUUAGUAUAAAGCAAGCAAUGAUAAAUCUUUUUAAACUGAAAUUUGGGGAUGGUGGAGUAGAACCACAACCACAUUAGAAUGUGACAAAAAUUAUAUUUAAAUACAGAACAGAUACCAUUUUAUGACGUUAAUUUGCACUUACAUUAACCAUUCUUCAAUUAAUUUGUUACUUGUUUACAUGUAAAUUUUAUAAUAAAGUAUUAUUUCCUGUUAU
Molecule: messenger RNA, 1158 nt
Organism: Nestor notabilis (Kea)
Lineage: Eukaryota; Metazoa; Chordata; Aves; Psittaciformes; Psittacidae
Gene: RRAD
Product: Ras-related associated with diabetes
Exons: 3
Cellular component (GO): plasma membrane
Molecular function (GO): GTPase activity; calcium channel regulator activity; GTP binding
Source: RefSeq, a predicted model, not a curated record